AUACUUAAAUAUAUAUUGUAUCUCACAACACCUUUGAAUUAAAGAAAUAUGGACAAACCCGUUCCAACAUUAUAAAUACAUCAUCUUCCCUCUAUUUUUCAGUCAUCUUAAGAUCUUUUUCUCUUCGAAUCUCUGAAGAAAUAAAAAGAAAAAGAAAACCAAAAAUGUUGCUUACAUUAUUGAAAUCUCUCCUCGUGAUAUUCAUGACCUUGAUACUGAGAGUUCUAUACGACACCAUAUCUUGCUACUGGCUAACACCUAGGCGAAUCAAGAAGAUCAUGGCAGGGCAAGGGGUAACCGGUCCUAAACCACGUCCACUAACCGGAAACAUCCUUGAAAUCUCGGCUAUGGUGUCACAAUCCGUUUCUAAAGAUUGUGAUUCUGUUCACCAUGACAUCGUAGGCCGCCUUCUUCCGCAUUACGUCACCUGGUCCAAACAAUACGGGAAAAGAUUUAUAGUGUGGAAUGGGACGGAUCCUCGGCUUUGCUUAACGGAAACAGAAUUGAUAAAAGAGUUGCUGAUGAAGCAUAACGGAGUAAGCGGAAGAUCGUGGCUACAGCAACAGGGGACCAAAAAUUUUAUUGGUCGUGGUCUCCUUAUGGCUAAUGGCCAAGAUUGGCACCACCAACGCCACCUUGCUGCGCCGGCAUUUAACGGGGAAAGGCUCAAGGGCUACGCAAGGCACAUGGUGGAGUGUACGACUAGGCUAGUGGAGAGGCUGAGCAAAGAAGUUGGGAAAGGAGGAGGUGAGGUGGAGAUAGGGGAGGAGAUGCACCAGCUCACGGCGGAUAUUAUAUCGAGGACGGAGUUCGGAAGUAGCUUUGAGAAAGGCAAAGAGCUUUUCAACCACCUCACCGUCCUCCAACGCCGUUGCGCUCAAGCCACCCGCCACCUCUGUUUUCCCGGUAGCCGGUUUCUUCCGAGCAAAUACAACAGAGAAAUAAAGUCUCUGAAAAAGGAAGUGGAACGUUUGUUGAUAGAGAUCAUACAAAGCAGGCGAGACUGUGCUGAGAUGGGUCGGAGCAGUACUCACGGCGAUGACCUUCUUGGCCUUCUCUUGAACGAAAUGGAUAGUCACAAGAACAAAAAUAACGAUAACAAUAAUCUUCAGUUGAUAAUGGAUGAAUGCAAGACAUUCUUCUUUGCUGGUCACGAAACUACCGCACUCCUUCUCACAUGGACAAUGAUGCUCCUCGCCGAUAACCCCACGUGGCAGGAAAAGGUUCGUGAUGAGAUUAGAGAGGUAUGUGGCUGCGACGGUCUUCCCUCGGUUGAUCAACUAUCCAAGCUUACCUCGUUAAACAAAGUGAUAAACGAGUCAUUAAGACUUUACCCUCCAGCUACUCUUCUACCAAGGAUGGCAUUUGAAGAUAUAAAACUAGGUGAUCUAAUAAUUCCCAAAGGUUUAUCAAUAUGGAUACCCGUCCUCGCAAUCCAUCACAGCGAAGAAUUAUGGGGUAAAGAUGCAAAUGAAUUCAACCCUGAACGCUUUGGAGGCAAACCAUUUGCGCCUGGCCGCCACUUCAUCCCAUUUGCAGCUGGUCCUCGAAACUGCAUCGGACAAUCAUUUGCGAUGAUGGAAGCAAAAAUAAUAUUAGCAACGCUAAUUUCAAAGUUUAACUUCGCAAUAUCAAAGAACUAUAGACAUGCGCCAAUAGUUGUGCUUACUAUAAAACCUAAAUAUGGAGUUCAAGUGAUAUUGAAGCCAUUGGAUUCAUGAAGCUUUUAAGAUUAAGAGAGUCAUUUGAAAUGCUUUGAUCAUACAUUUGGGAAAAUAUUUUGGGGGUUGUUAACUUUUGAGUAACAUGAGGGAUUUUGAUUUGAAUAAACAUCGUACGAGUAUGAGAGAAAAUUAUGUUAA
Brassica rapa (field mustard) is the source of this 1862-nucleotide messenger RNA. RefSeq names its product cytokinin hydroxylase. NCBI's taxonomy places the organism in Eukaryota, Viridiplantae, Streptophyta, Magnoliopsida, Brassicales, Brassicaceae. Gene Ontology annotation, molecular function: monooxygenase activity; heme binding; oxidoreductase activity, acting on paired donors, with incorporation or reduction of molecular oxygen. The record is from RefSeq and is a predicted model, not a curated record.